GUCGCGAUCGGAGUAGGACUAUACGCGAGCGAGAGUAAAGCGGGAAUUUAGCAAUCGGCCGGCAGCCGCUAGCUUGGCUUGGUUUGUCGCUGGUUAUCGGCGUAGCGACGUGGACCAAUAUUCAAAGCUUCGUUUUUUAUGUUUUCAUUAGGCUGUUAGAAUGUGUGGUUGCACCAGGAUCCUCAGAGCAUACAAGCCGCUUCCUCAGUCAUGGCACCUGCGGCUGUACAGCUCUUCCUCCACUCCCCCCACCAUCCCCGGAGUGCCAUAUAAGAAACUCACUGUAGGCAUACCUAAAGAAAUUUGGAAUGAAGAAAGAAGGGUGGCUGUUGUACCAGCAGUAGUUAGCAAAUUAGUAAAGAAAGGUUUUAGUGUUAAUGUUGAAGAGAAUGCUGGAUUUUCGGCCAACUUCAACAAUAAGUUAUAUGAGGAGGCUGGUGCCAAAAUUACCUCUACAAAGGAUACAUUCCAACAAUCUGAUAUUGUUCUAAAAGUCCGUCCACUUUUAGAUAACGAACUUCCAAAUGUAAGGGAUGAAAGUACUUUAAUAUCAUUCUUAUACCCUGCACAAAACCAAGAUUUAAUCAAGAAGCUUGCUGGCAAGAGGAUUAAUGCGUUUGCGAUGGACUGCGUGCCGCGCAUCAGCCGCGCGCAGGCGUUCGACGCUCUGAGCUCCAUGGCCAAUGUCGCCGGCUACCGCGCCGUCAUCGAGGCCGCCGCCAACUUUCCCAGGUUUUUCUCUGGUCAGAUGACAGCGGCGGGACGGGUGCCGCCGUGCCGCGUGCUGGUGGUGGGCGGCGGCGUGGCGGGGCUGGCGGCGGCCGCGCAGGCGCGCUGCAUGGGCGCCGCCGUGCGCGCCUUCGACACGCGCCCCGCCGUGCGCGAGCAGAUCGAGAGUCUCGGCGCGCAGUUCAUAACUAUGGAUGUUAAGGAGGAUGGUUCAGGAGAAGGUGGAUACGCCAAGGAGAUGAGUGAAGAGUUCCUUAACGCCGAGAGAGCCCUGUUAGGAAAAGAAGCAAGAACUUCUGAUGUCGUUAUAACUACUGCUCUCAUCCCCGGCAAGCCCGCGCCCCUGCUCAUUUUGGAGGACGCGGUCCGCGACAUGGCAGCGGGCAGCGUGAUCGUCGACCUGGCGGCCGAGAUGGGCGGCAACGUGCAGACCACCAGGAGGGGCGCCGUCACCACGGUGCACGGAGUCACGCACGUCGGGCUCACCGACAUGCCCAGCAGGAUGCCGGCGCAUGCUUCCACGCUCUACGCUAACAAUAUCUCUGGACUGCUUCUUAGCAUGGGCACGAAGGACCACUUCCACAUCGACCUGGAGGACGAGGUGACCCGCGGCGCCAUCGUGCUGAAGGCGGGCGAGCUGCUGUGGCCGGCGCCGCCGCCGCCCAGCAUGGCCGCGGUCACCGCCGCGCCCGCCGCCGCCGCGCCUCUUGACCCGGAACCGCCCAACCCUUUCAAUUACACUCUCAAGGACUCUUUCUUGUAUUCCACAGGGAUGGCUUCGCUAAUUGGCUUGGGCAUGGCAUCGCCCAACCCUGCAUUCACAACCAUGACAACGACACUCGCUCUAUCAGGCGUGGUGGGAUACCACACGGUGUGGGGCGUGGUGCCUGCGCUGCACUCGCCGCUCAUGUCCGUCACCAACGCCGUGUCGGGCAUCACGGCCGUCGGCGGGCUGCUGCUGAUGGGCGGCGGCUAUGUCCCCGACACUCCGGUGCAGUGGUUAGCGAGCACGGCCGCUCUCAUCUCGUUUGUAAACGUGUUUGGUGGAUUCUUGGUCACCCAGCGCAUGCUUGACAUGUUUAAAAGACCCGGUGACCCCCCAGAGUAUGGAUACCUAUACUCCAUCCCAGCAGCGGCCUUACUUGGAGGAUACCUAGUUACAGCUAUGCAGGGCUACCCCGAAGUUCACCAAAUGGCGUACUUGGCGUCCUCGCUGUGCUGCGUGGGCGCGCUGGCGGGGCUCAGCUCGCAGGCCACGGCGCGCAAGGGCAACUAUCUCGGAAUGAUUGGCGUCGCGGGGGGCAUUGCGGCGACGUUAGGCGCUCUGACGCCUGGUGCCGAGGUGCUGGCGCAAAUGUUGGGAGUCGCCGGCAUCGGCGGAUUGCUAGGAAGCACAAUCGCUAAGAAAAUCGAGAUCACGGACCUGCCCCAACUCGUUGCUGGUUUCCACAGCUUGGUGGGCAUGGCCGCGGUGCUGACGUGCCUCGCGACCUACAUGCACGAGUUCCCGGCCAUGGCGCUCGAUCCGACCGCCGUCACGCUCAAGAGCUCGCUGUUCCUCGGAACCUACAUCGGUGGAAUUACUUUUACCGGUUCGCUAGUAGCGUACGGCAAGCUUCAGGGGUCGCUGUCGUCGGCGCCGCUGCUGCUGCCGGGCCGGCACGCCAUCAACGCGGGGCUGCUGGCGGGCUCGCUGGGCUGCGGCGGCGCGCUGCUCGCGCUGCCCGACGCGCCCGGCCUGCCGCUGCUGUCCGCCGCCGCCGUGCUCAGCGGCAUACAGGGGCUCACGCUCACGGCUGCUAUCGGAGGAGCCGAUAUGCCGGUGGUAAUCACAGUCCUGAACAGCUACUCGGGCUGGGCGCUGUGCGCCGAGGGCUUCAUGCUCAACAACUCGCUCAUGACCAUCGUGGGCGCUCUUAUCGGCAGCUCCGGUGCCAUUCUCUCCUACAUCAUGUGCAAGGCGAUGAACCGCUCGCUGCCCAACGUGAUCCUAGGCGGGUACGGCGUGACGAGCAGCGGCUCGGCGCGGCCGGCGGGCGCCGCGCACACCGAGCUCAACGUAGACUCCGUCGCCGACCUCAUCUCCCACGCCUCCAACAUCAUCAUAACACCCGGUUACGGUCUGUGCGUUGCCAAAGCACAGUACCCAAUCGCUGAGUUGGUGGACAUGCUUAAGAAACAAGGCAAGAGAGUGCGCUUCGCGAUCCACCCUGUGGCAGGUCGCAUGCCGGGACAACUGAACGUGCUGCUGGCCGAGGCCGGCGUGCCCUACGACGACGUGUUGGAAAUGGAUGAGAUCAACGAGGACUUCCCCGACACAGACCUAGUGCUGGUUAUUGGUGCCAACGAUACUGUGAACAGUGCUGCCGAGACCGACCCCAACUCUCCCAUCGCCGGAAUGCCCGUACUGAAAGUGUGGAAAUCCCAACAGGUAGUAGUGAUGAAACGAUCCAUGGGAGUUGGAUAUGCGGCAGUGGACAACCCGAUCUUCUACAAUCCGAACACGGCCAUGUUGCUGGGCGACGCCAAGAAGACCUGCGACGCCCUGCUGGAGAGGGUCAAGCAUCUCACCGCUUGAGCUCCAUCAUACCCGUUACAUCGAAAGUGGACAAUUGCUGUAACUACACCUUAGUUACUGGGGAUGAGAUCUUUACUACUUCAACGAUUAAAGCUGCGACUAUUAUGUGGGACUGAUUUUAAAUUAAUGAAAUGUAUG
Cydia strobilella is the source of this 3445-nucleotide messenger RNA. RefSeq names its product NAD(P) transhydrogenase, mitochondrial-like. Gene Ontology annotation, biological process: NADPH regeneration; proton transmembrane transport. The coding region runs from base 161 to 3307 and encodes 1048 amino acids. Lineage: Eukaryota; Metazoa; Arthropoda; Insecta; Lepidoptera; Tortricidae. Gene Ontology annotation, cellular component: mitochondrial inner membrane. The record is from RefSeq and is a predicted model, not a curated record. Gene Ontology annotation, molecular function: NADP binding. The transcript is spliced from 23 exons.